Molecule: messenger RNA, 1027 nt
Organism: Coturnix japonica (Japanese quail)
Lineage: Eukaryota; Metazoa; Chordata; Aves; Galliformes; Phasianidae
Source: RefSeq, a predicted model, not a curated record
CAAGUAUUAAAGCAAAGGCUUUGGGCACAAGCAGGAACAUCUUCCUCUGCACUUCCCUUCCUUGCCAGAUGGGGUCGUGCUUGGAGUAGGAUAUUCCACCAUUCUUUUCACACACACAUAAUGUAAUUGCUGCCUUAAAGCUAAAUGAUGCUUCUAUGGAGAAGCUUGGAUCAGACUCAGCUGUUGCUCUCUUUUGACACAUUUAACAGAGAUGAUAGCAUUUCCCAAACACGACAGCUGAGUUUUGGUGUUUAUUUGCUGAUAUAAAUGAAGUAGCAGAGAGAUUUGGCCAUGCUAGCAAGGAAAAGACAUGGAAGAAAAGAAAGAUGUUUGGGAAGACGCAUUGGUUCACAUUUACAAGUAAGGAAGAACUGCUCAGAAUGUGGCUCACUUCCAUCCCUACAAUGGCUUUCUAUAAGCAGCUCUGCGACUACGGCCGCCCCUUGCUGCCCUGCGAGGUGACCUGCCCACAGCCCUAUGCCAAUGCCUGCAGCCAGCCCUGCAUCACCUCCUGCGGGGACUCCCGUGCUAUCGUCUACCCCCCACCUGUGGUCAUCACCUUCCCAGGCCCCAUCCUCAGCUCCUGCCCUCAGGAGAGCAUCGUGGGCACCUCAGCCCCACUGGAGCUGGGUGGCUCCUUCGGCCAUGGGAGCUGCCUGGAGGCCCAGAGCAUUAUGUGUCCUACUGGAUCUGGCCGCUACUCCUGUCGGGCAACAUUCCGCCCUCUGAAGCCCUCCAUCACUCCACCACCUCCACCACCUCAACCACCCACCAAGACCUGGCAGGAACAGGAGCAAAUCCGCAGCAUCUGAGCAAGCACAGAGGUGUAGCUAUCAGGGGGCAUCACCAGGAGCUGGCUGGUGAUGCCAGCUCCCCUUUACAUGAGAUCUCUCCUCAAGUUUUCCUUGCGCUCUACUUAAUCCCUUUUUCCUUUGCUAUUGUGUAAAUUCAACUCAAUCUCUGUGUUGUUCCCUGCAGUGCUGCAGUCCCAUUUGUCAUUCUCAAUAAAAUCCUCCCUGCUGCACGA